CGCUUUCUCCAGAAGCGUUGUUUAAAAAAUGGCGGCGACAAGCGGCACGGAAGCGACGCUCGCUACGAAGCGAGUUGCCGGCGAUCGAGAAAUCGGCGAUGAUGCGAAAAAGGCGAAGCUCGACAAUGCAGCAGCUGGGUUCCAGCACAUUUCGUCUUUCAGUGAUUUCAAGCCGCGCCGCGUAUUGAGCGAAGACGCACGGACCAAGUUCAUGGCUGUUGAAGGCACGUUCGGUGAUUUGUGCGAUACCGCUGCCGUUGUCGUCGUCGAAAAGACUCCUUUCAGCCGAGAAAAUUACGAACUCGUCUUCACCGCCGACACGAAGCUGGAAGAGACCUUUCACAACGACAUCUACUCUUCGUACGGAGGCAAAGUGACCGCAGCAUUGAACGGACUCACAGCCACUGUCAUAUUUCCGGCGACUCAAAAGCACGUGGACAAGUACCUCUUCAAGCCGCACCACAUGAUCACCGAGACUCCAAAACUGUACAAAGAAGUGACAGAACCGUACAUCGCUUCGCAACAGCUGUCUUUGCAGUGGGUCUACAACAUCCUCGAGCACAAGAAGGAGUCCGAGCGGAUCCUGUUCGAGGACCCGGACCCGGAAACGGGUUUCAUCUUACUUCCGGACAUGAAGUGGGACACUAAGCAGCCGGAGAAUCUGUACGUGCUCGCCAUCUGCCACAAGCGGGGCAUCAGGUCGCUCAGGGACCUGAAACCCGACCACCUGCCGCUGCUGCGCAACGUCAACGAGAAAGUCAACGCGGCGUUGGCACUGCAGUUCGGCGUUCCUUCGCACCGAUUGCGUGGCUACCUGCACUACCAGCCCUCGUACUACCACCUGCACGUGCACUUCUCAGUGCUGGGCUUCGAUGCUCCCGGCACGCAGGUCGAGAGGGCGCACCUGCUCACCUCGGUCAUCGCGAACCUGGAGGCGUACCCGGACUACUACGGGCAUGCCACGCUGGGCUUCACCGUCAAGGAGGGCGAUGGUCUGCACGCCAAGUACAAGGAGGCCGGUUACUUCGAUUAGCGACUCCCAGGCAGAGAUGAUAUCCCUCUAUAUUUCCUUUGUACACAACACGACGAUGGUUCACAACAA
Molecule: messenger RNA, 1102 nt
Organism: Dermacentor andersoni
Lineage: Eukaryota; Metazoa; Arthropoda; Arachnida; Ixodida; Ixodidae
Gene: Dcps
Product: Decapping enzyme, scavenger
Biological process (GO): deadenylation-dependent decapping of nuclear-transcribed mRNA
Cellular component (GO): P-body; nucleus
Molecular function (GO): RNA 7-methylguanosine cap binding; hydrolase activity
Source: RefSeq, a predicted model, not a curated record